AUGGCAGUAGAAGAUCAAGAAGAAAGAACGCCUGAGACCACAAGCCAUUCAGAACCAAGUACGUCUAAUGCGGGAAAACCUGCAGUGCCGCUGAAUGCACCAUUCCCUAGACGGUUGAUAAAGAAGAAUGAUGAACAACAAUUCAAGCGCUUUCUUGAGCUCCUGAGGAAAUUGCAUAUCGACAUUCCACUUAUAGAGGCCUUGGAGCAAAUGCCAAAAUAUGUAAAUUUUUUUAAGGAUAUUUUGACGAAGAAAAGGAGAGUCAGCGAGACGGAGGAGGAUGUGGGACAUGCAUUGUGCGAUUUGGGAGCCAGCAUUAAUCUCAUGCCACUCUCAAUCUUUAAGAAACUGGGAAUUGGUAUAGCACAACCCACUUCUGUUACUCUUCAACUUGCUGACAGAACAAUCAAGUACCCAAAAGGAAAGAUUGAAGACGUUAUGGUAAAGGUUGACAUCUUCAUAUUCCCAGCAGAUUUUAUCAUCUUGGACUAUGAAGCAGAUAAUGAGAUGCUGAAAAAGCACAUGUGUGCAAUAGGUUGGACGCUAGCGAAUAUCCGUGGCAUCAACCCAUCUUAUUGCAUGCAUAAGAUCAGGCUGGAAGAAGGGAAGUCGAGAUUGAUUGAGCCUCAAAGAAGGCUGAACCCCAUAAUAAAGGAAGUGGUCAAGAAAGAAAUCUUAAAAUGGCUGGACGCGGGAGUGAUCUAUCCUAUAUCCGACAGUAGCUGGAUUUUGAUUGACCCAGAAGAUCAGGAGAAUACAACAUUUACCUGUCCCUUUGGAAUGUUUGCGUUCAGACGCAUGCCCUUUAGGCUGUGUAACGCACCUGGAACAUUCCAAAGGUGCAUGGUGGCUAUUUUCUCUAACUUCUUGGAGAAGACCGUUGAAGUCUUCAUGGACGAUUUCUCAGUCUUUGGAGACUCAUUCCAAUCAUACUUAGAUAAUUUGGAGGCCGUCUUUGCUCGUUGCGAGGAAACGAACCUUGUGCUGAAUUGGGAAAAAUGUCACUUCAUGGUGACUGAAGGAAUUGUCUUAGGCCACAAAGUAUCUAAAGCUGGAUUGGAAGUUGAUGAAGCCAAGAUAGUUGUCAUAACUAAACUUCUACCACCAUCAAAUGUUAAAGCUCUACGAAGUUUUCUAAGGCAUGCUGGCUUCUAUCGAAGGUUCGUUAGAGGAUUUUCUCAAAUUGCGUGA
Benincasa hispida (wax gourd) is the source of this 1191-nucleotide messenger RNA. Lineage: Eukaryota; Viridiplantae; Streptophyta; Magnoliopsida; Cucurbitales; Cucurbitaceae. The record is from RefSeq and is a predicted model, not a curated record.